Messenger RNA from Oncorhynchus kisutch (coho salmon), 3410 nucleotides. Its product is annotated as mpv17-like protein. Gene Ontology annotation, biological process: mitochondrial ribosome assembly. The coding region runs from base 920 to 1576 and encodes 218 amino acids. The transcript is spliced from 4 exons. The record is from RefSeq and is a predicted model, not a curated record. Lineage: Eukaryota; Metazoa; Chordata; Actinopteri; Salmoniformes; Salmonidae. Gene Ontology annotation, cellular component: mitochondrion; membrane; cytoplasm.
AGUGAAGUACAGUGCUCGCAGCUUCACAGAUUAACAACACAUUUGAUUGGUUUAAAAUCGGCAUGCCCACUACUCUAAAAACUAACAGGGGUCAUUGUGAUUUGUGGAGUUGUUGAAGCGCGCUAUACAUCUGAGCGCCUCACGGGACAAUCCUCUAGAUUAGCGGUUGACGCAGAGGAUGGAUUUCGUAGAUAGCAACCUGAUACUGUACCGUACUGGUCCGUAUACAGGGACGGGAUGAUCUAGAAUGGACGAAUGAAAUGCUUUAAAUGUAACCUAUUUCGAUACUCUUCCUUUUAUCAAAUUAGUCCGUCGUUAUAAGGAUAGAAUGUGUGUAGUCCUAAUCUUUAAAUAGGCUAGAUGAGCUAUGACGGGAGAGCUAAAUAUGGACCAUUCCUGUUUCGAUUCCAAAAUGAAGAGACCCAACGGAAUGGUGGCAGAUUUGGUGCGUUACAACACGGUCUCGUGGGACGUUUGUGAUGGAGCCGUUUAACUUUCUCACUAAAACAAGCAGAUGUAAGAAUGCGUGUAACGGUACUUUAAUGGUUGGAAGUAACAUCUAAACCUUUUGGCUAAAAUGAAUGUAUUGUCGGGUUCUGCUUGCUCACUAACAUCAGAUAAUAAUCUCAGGUAUACAAGCGUAGACUACAUUUAGCUGGCAUGCCAAGUGUGUGAAUAGGAGGAACUUUAGAAUAUCUAUCCCGCCAUUGUGCCCUUGGGUAGGGCACUUAACCUAUAACCUGCUCCAGGGCCGCUGUUCUGCCACUGACCGACCGGUGCCUCUCUCAACGUGUGUGUUUCUUCACCUAGGAGGGUUUGGAAAGGCAGAAGACAACUUUACUUUUGAAGUUUCACCCAGCAAUGGACUACACGAUUAUAUUCUACUCUGUUCUGUUGUCGUAGAACACCGCAGUUCAAAAUGAACGUGUUGAAAAUGAGGAAAGCCGUAUUUAAAGAAGCGGUUAAACGCUUUCCAUGGCUUGCCAACGUUACUCUGUAUGGCUGCCUGUUUGCCGGCGGCGACUUUGUUCAUCAGAUGAUCGCACAAAGAGAAGAGAUGGACUGGAAACACACCAGAAAUGUUGCCAUAGUGGCCAUCAGCUUCCAUGGAAACUUUAAUUAUUUCUGGUUGCGGGCUUUGGAAAGCCGUUUCCCGGGAAAAUCUCCCGGAAUGCUCUUCCGCAAACUGCUUCUGGACCAAAGUGUUGCAUCACCCUUGGCAACGAGUGUCUUCUACACAGGAGUGAGUUUCUUGGAGAAUAAAGACGACGUCUUCGAGGACUGGAGAGAAAAGUUCCUCAACACGUACAAGACUGGACUCAUGUACUGGCCUUUCAUGCAGUUCCUAAACUUCAUCCUGAUGCCUCUGUACCUGAGGACAGUCUUCAUGGGCUGCUGUGCGUUCCUGUGGGCCACCUUCCUGUGUUUCUCCCGGCAGAGUGGGGACGGUACGGCCAGCGUGGCCCUCGCCUUCGUCCUGUAUCCCAAACAGAGGCUGCAGGCUGCCCGGGAGGCCCACCUCGCCCGCAAGAAACAGAAAGAAGAGGAGGAACAGCAGCAGAGCACUGGCAACUAAAUUAAUUGGUUCAAUGAGAUUCGAUUCAAUUCAGGAAACAGAAAACAGAAGAGGACCAGAGCACUGACAACUGAAUGAAUUGAUUCAAUGAGAUUCGAUUCAAUUCAGGGAACAGAAAACAGAAGAGGACCUGAGCACUGAGAACUGAAUUGGUUCAAUGAGAUUCGAUUCAAUUCAGGGAACAGUAAACAGAAGAGGACCUGAGCACUGAGAACUGAACUGAAUUGGUUCAAUGAGAUUCGAUUCAAUUCAGGGAACAGUAAACAGAAGAGGACCUGAGCACUGAGAACUGAACUGAAUUGGUUCAAUGAGAUUCGAUUCAAUUCAGGGAACAGUAAACAGAAGAGGACCUGAGCACUGAGAACUGAACUGCUAAAAUGUUAUUUCAAUUGAAUUUCAACAAAACGUUGUUAUAUCUCCCUGUCUUCAAGGGCAACAAGACAAGGAACGAGGGCAUGGUUAGAGGGUGAGAACACAACGUCAUCAUGUGAGGCCAGGGCAGGCUCUCACACCUUACAAAAAACACACAAAAACACAUAGUGAGAAAUGAAUCAGUUGGAUUGAAUGUAACUUUAUUGAUAUCUUCAGGGGCAAGGAGGAGUGAAAAUAACUUUAUUGAUAUCCUCAGGGGCAAGGAGGAGUGAAAAUAACUUUAUUGAUAUCCUUAGGGGCAAGGAGGAGUGAAUAUAACUUGAUUGAAUAUAACUUUAUUGAUAUCCUCAGGGGCAAGGAGGAGUGAAUAUAACUUUAUUGAUAUCCUCAGGGGCAAGGAGGAGUAACUGUACAGACUGUACAGGUGUAGAAGUGCAAUACAUUACGUGAAACAGAACAAGUCACUCUGAGAUACAUGGACGUCCCCUGAAGUUGUUUGGAAGACAAACAUGUUGGGUGGAUGAGAGAGAGAGAAGGUGUUAGAUGUUGUGAUUUACAGGGAUGUUCCUCAGGGAGAGGAGAUGUUAGAUGUUCCUAAGGGAGAGGAGGUGUUAGAUGUUGUGAUUUACAGGGAGAGGUGUUAGAUGUUGUGAUUUGCAGGGAUGUUCCUCUGGGAGAGGAGGUGUUAGAUGUUGUGAUUUGCAGGGAUGUUCCUCGGGGAGAGGAGGUGUUAGAUGUUGUGAUUUGCAGGGAUGUUCCUCAGGGAGAGGAGGUGUUAGAUGUUGUGAUUUGUAGAGAGGUUCUUCAGGGAGAGGAGGUGUUAGAUGUUGUGAUUUGCAGGGAUGUUCCUCAGGGAGAGGAGGUGUUAGAUGUUGUGAUUUGCAGGGAUGUUCCUCAGGGAGAGGAGGUGUUAGAUGUUGUGAUUUGCAGGGAUGUUCCUCGGGGAGAGGAGGUGUUAGAUGUUGUGAUUUGCAGGGAUGUUCCUCGGGGAGAGGAGGUGUUAGAUGUUGUGAUUUGCAGGGAUGUUCCUCAGGGAGAGGAGGUGUUAGAUGUUGUGAUUUGCAGGGAUGUUCCUCAGGGAGAGGAGGUGUUAGAUGUUGUGAUUUGCAGGGAUGUUCCUCUGGGAGAGGAGGUGUUAGAUGUUGUGAUUUGCAGGGAUGUUCCUCGGGGAGAGGAGGUGUUAGAUGUUGUGAUUUGCAGGGAUGUUCCUCGGGGAGAGGAGGUGUUAGAUUCUUCAGGGUGUGUAUUUGAUCAUGUAUAUAUGUCAAAUGUGUUUAUUCUAUGCUCUCAAUUUCUAUGUCCCAUCGGUUGUGCCUUCUGUUGGUAACAAGAGCCCUUCAUGUUCUGCUCUAGAUUUAGUUAGUUCUUACUCAGAGAAACUGUGUGUGUUUUUGUGUGUGUGUGUGUGUGUGUGUGUGUGUGUAUAUAUAUAUAUUUAUACAGUACCAGUCAAAAGUUUGGA